Molecule: messenger RNA, 5927 nt
Organism: Lagopus muta (rock ptarmigan)
Lineage: Eukaryota; Metazoa; Chordata; Aves; Galliformes; Phasianidae
Product: cat eye syndrome critical region protein 2
Exons: 12
Coding region: 2352-5642 (1096 amino acids)
Biological process (GO): chromatin remodeling
Cellular component (GO): CERF complex
Molecular function (GO): protein binding
Source: RefSeq, a predicted model, not a curated record
AAGAGAAAUGCCCUUUUCCACCUUUUCUUUCAAGAAGAAGGUUUAACCUGUGUUAGUUUCUCGUGAUUGUCUUGCCAGUAGGUCUGUCACACCUAGUAUGAGUUUGGGACCUCCUGUCUAAUUUUAUUUGGCUUUGUUUUCUCAUAUAUAUAUAUUUUUUUUAACUCUGAGAUAUGAGCCCAGUCAGCUCCAAUGGGUGUAAGUGGGGCAGCAGGCAGUAGGUCCCUCUGGAAAUGAAGCUAUUUCUGCAUCUGCAGUGUCUCAAAGAGCCCAUCCCAGCAUUGCCACUGCUGCUCUACUACUGCAAGAUCUACAGGGGAGCACAUGCUGUGACUGUGGGCAUCUGCUGCAGCCUUAGAUACCUUCUAGACUGAGUUUGUCAUCCCUUCUCUUAUGAGAUCUGUUAGGAUGGCAUCGUCUGCUUUGCCUGACAUUGUCCCCCUGCUGUGUGAAUGCCACAUUUGUGGUGGGUUGAUCUGGAAUGUGGUGUGGAUUCUGUAUUGUGCCAUUACAGCUUAGAGUGCUCAAUGCACCCAGCAGGCUCAGAGAGGUCCUGGUUUCACCACUGCUACUUGGAUGUUGUGUUCAUGUUUCUGUAGGUAUUGAAUGAUGGAUGCUGUAUGCAUCUAGGGGAGAAGGAGGUCUUACCUGUGUACCACCUGCUCAAAUCAGUGUGGCAUGCCAGGCUGGCUUAGGUCUACAGGCUAGAGAAACCAAAGGCUGAUGGUCACAUCCUCAAUUAAAUCUUUACUGUGCUGACUUCUGGUGGCUGGUUUCUGCUCUCCUCUUUCUCUUCCUAAUGGCUGCAGAACACAAAGGUUUUUUUUGUUGUUGUUGUUUUUUGUUUCUAUUAUAAUUUAAGGAUUGGACAAGAAAUUUAGAAGAAAACUGUUUCAAGACCGUCAGGAUCAGCUGAAAAGAUAUGUGCAGUGUAUGAGUAGAGAAUAGGAUAGUAGAAUGGUUGAGAAAGAGGUGAAAAGAAUAGAAAGUGAAAAUGUAGGACCUAAUUCUGUAAGUUCUUAAUCUCUUGUAGUUGAUGUACCAGUGUCAGUACUGGGCAUCCUGGUGUUUACUUAUUGAUGGAGAGGUGAAAGCAUCUGAGAAAUACAACAGGAAUGAUUAGGGAGCUGGAAGGAUUGCUUUAUGCAGAAACAUUUAAGCUAGGUACAGAAACACAGAAGUUUUGUGCAAGUGUCUGAGGAAGCCCAUAAACACUGGAAUGUGGCUGAAGAAGAGGAACAUUUAUGCCAACACUGAGGAGCGUAAUUAGGCAUAAUUGGAUGGAAUGAGAGGAUGAAAAAUUAACUUUGGACUGAAAGUGAGGAGAACGUGGCUAACCUAAACAAGCUGGGGUUCACAGAACAGUUUCCCUAGGAAAUUAGUGCAAGCGUUAAUUGCUAAUAGCUGGCAAAAUCUAAAAAGGAGAAGAACAUAGGCAGAGUUCCCUGGUGGUGAGAUCCUGCUGUGAGCUUUGCCUAAAAAGGUCAGCACAGACUAGGUGUUUGUGCUGUCCAGUCUGCCCCUAAAUGCAGGUCCUGAUAUUGUGAAGAAUCUCAUACUGGAGGCUUCUUUCUGUAGCUGCUUGUGGUAGAAGCAUAAUUAUCUUGAUGUAUUUCUACUGGGGACAUGGAAAUAACAUGUGAUGCUCAUUGUGGAGAUCUACAUGGGGAUACUGUAGACUAGCAGCCUGUAGGAGAAGGAGAGGCAGAGAGGGAAUGAAUGUGUGGUAAAACAGACAACUUUUCUGGGCAUUUACCAAGACACUUGGAGGUUUCUCUUCUAGAUAAUGAAACAAGAACAAAAUAGUAACCCUGGUGCCAGAUUUUUUUCUGGGGAUUAUAAUAGGCCUGGGGAGGUUGAUGGUCUGAGCACCAGCCAGGGAACUCCAGCUGAUUGCUAAUCCUCAGGAAAUGCCUUCUGCCUAAGUGAUAGUUGCUGGUUAGUCACUGAAAAUGAAGGUGAACAAAACUAUGCACGUUGUUCUUUUCUAGUAGGCAUUCCGUGCUUAUCAGGCACACUUACCUUGAUCUUGCAUAAGUCAAAGAGUGGUUGACUGAUUCAUUUGUCGUUUAAUUAAAUUAAAGCAAUAAAGGUUAUUCCACACUGUGGUAUACAUACUUUGCACUUUAUUGGAGAAAUAGGAGCAGGCAAUUCCUGGUCUGGGAAGUGUGCAGUCUUAAGUGGGAUCAAACACAGCCUUACAGCCUGCUGGGCGUGAGGAGGUAAACCCAAAUGUGCUCAGUUCAGUGGAGAAGCAGAGGCGCAGAGAGGAAGAAGAGGAGCGCCAAAUCCUUAUAGCGGUGCAGAAAAGGGAGCAGGAGCAGCUGCUAAAGGAGGAGAGAAAGAGAGAGAUGGAGGAGAAGGUCAAAGCAGUGGAAGAACGAGCCAGGAGGAGGAAGCUUCGUGAAGAGCGGGCCUGGCUGCUGGCACAGGGGAAGGAGCUCCCACCUGAGCUUUCCCACUUGGAUCCCAGUUCCCCUACCAGGGAAGAACGAAGGGCCAAGGAUCUCUUUGAACUGGAUGAUGAGUUCACAGCCAUGUAUAAAGUUCUAGAUGUGGUAAAGGCUCACAAGGAUUCUUGGCCUUUCUUGGAACCUGUUGAUGAGUCAUAUGCUCCCAACUACUACCAGAUCAUUAAGGCCCCCAUGGACAUCUCUAGCAUGGAGAAGAAGUUGAAUGGAGGUCAGUACUGCACCAAGGAAGAAUUUGUGGGCGAUAUGAAGACCAUGUUCAGGAACUGUCUUAAGUACAAUGGUGAAGGCAGUGAAUAUACCAAGAUGGCUUACAAUUUGGAGAGAUGUUUCCACCGAGCAAUGAUGAAGCACUUCCCUGGGGAAGAUGGAGACACGGAUGAAGAGUUCUGGAUCAGAGAAGACGGGAGGCGGGAGAAGAGGAGCCGGCGGACUGGCCGCUCCAGUGGUGGCAAUGUUUGGACUCGGUCACGAGACUCAGAGGGACCAGGCAAGAGGCAGCAACGCCUGGAAAACGGAGGGAAACCUCCACCGUAUCGAGCUACUUCUAGGGCUCCUGCUUCUUCCUCCUCCUCCUCGUCUUCCUCCUUCUCCUCAUCCUCUGCAGAGGAUCCAAGUGGAAACGCCAUGCAGCCUCCUCGAGAAGUGGGCCCUUCCAAUGGGAGAGGUUUCCCCCGCUCACUGCAGUACGGUGGCAUGCCCAGCCCUGUGCCACAUCCUGGCCAGAUGAGACCAGCUGUACCAGGAACGUUUGGACCCCUGCGUGGAUCAGAUCCAACGAAACUCUAUGGCUCACCGCGAGUGCCAGAGCCCCAUCCUGGAGACCCGGUUCAACAGCACCAGCACUUUGCCAUGCAGCCUGCCGUGGGACUGAGCGAGCACCGAGGGCACAGGCUGGCCACUCCCGAGAAGCAGGUGUGUGCAGGGCCGACCCACAUUGCUGGUCUUGGACCCCGUCCCAGCGCCUUGCAGCUAGGGUGCAUGAGUGGACCCCCUCCUGACGCCGUCUACUCAGCAGCGCAGUUCCAGCAGGGAUUCCUUCCUCCCAGGCACAACGGGCCUCCAGUGAGGCCGCCAGAGGGUUCCGAGAUGCCACCAGGACACAUGUACCGACCCUACAAGUACCUGAACCGUGGGCACCCUGCCUUGUGGAAUGGCAGCCAUGGAGCCAGCGGCCAGAGUGCAGUGGGGCCAGAGGAGAAGGCACCCCUGGGGCCAGCGCCCUCGCUCCAGCCCCGCGCCAUCGGCCAUAUGAUGGAGCCCCGGGCCAUACGGGCACCUCUGCCUCCCAGCCAGUGGACUGAGCAAUCAAACUUUCUACCUCACGGGGUGCCUCCCUCAGGGUAUAUCAGACCACCUGGGAAAACCACCAGCCAGAGAAUGCCGCAGCCACCAGCCGCUCUUUUUGGGGGACCGCCUCAGGUUCAAAGAGGGUGCCAGGGUGGGGACUCCAUGAUGGACAGCCCAGAGAUGAUUGCCAUGCAGCAGCUGUCAUCCCGUGUGUGCCCGCCAGGCGUGCCUUACCACCCUCGCCAGCCGCCCCCGCCGCACCUUCCCGGGCCCUUUCCCCAGCUGGCUCACGCUGCCUCCACUGGCGUGCCACCCCCAAAGCCUGUCGUUGGGAAUGGGAGCUCACAGGAUCAGACCAUGGAGCCGGAGAGCAACCAAGUGGAGCCACUAGCCGGCGUGGAGGAGAAGGCUCAGUGCAUCGGCAUUCCCGACAGGGCCUACGCCAAACUCCUACCUCAUCCCAAGCCUCCCCUGCCCAUGGAGUGUGCCCGGCGCAACCUGCCCCCAGAUGGGGAGGGAGAUGGCUCCAGCCUGAAGAGUGAUCUGAAGGCCAACCAGAGCAAGGGCACGUGGCCGGCCGAGAGCAGCUACGCUGGCCCAGCUGCCCAGGGGUGCAUGAGGGACCUGGCAUCCACCCCUGAGCGAGGAGGACCCGUGUCUGAAAACGGGGCAGUGGGCGAAGGGCCGGCAGAGAGCAAGGGGUUGGCUGCCAGCCUGAUGGAGAAGCCCCUCUGCGGUGGGGGGAAGGCUCUGCCCGAAGCUGCCGUGCCUUGCAUGGGGCAGGGCACCAGCCUUCCCACCAUGGAUGCUGGCACCGUGGGAGCUGCCCCCAACCAGUUCCACCCUCUCUACAUGCCAGGUCUGGAAUACCCGAAUUCAGCUGCUCGUUAUCACAUCAACCCAGGGCUGCAAGGGUUCAGCCCAGUGAUGGGUGGGAAGCCUCCCCCAGUGUCCCACCCGCAGCAUUUUCCUGCACGGGGCUUCCAGCCAAGCAGUGCCCAUCCCGGGGUCUUCCCUCGCUAUCGGCCCCACCAGGGCAUGCCCUACCCCUACCAGCCCCAGCCUCAACCUUCUUACCACCACUACCAGCGGCCACCCUACUACGCCUGUCCGCAGGGCUACUCGGACUGGCAGAGGCCUCUUCACCCCCAGGCCAGCCCCAGCGGCCACCCGCCCCUGGCCAGACCCCCUUUCUCUGACCGGGGGAAUGUGAGCAGCUUGCAGGGCUGCGAGGCACUGAGUGCUGCCCUGGCUUCUCCCAACCGCAUGGACGUAGCGAGUGCCAAAGAGGUUUCUCCAAGCGACGGGCAGGAUCUGGGGCCUGAAGAUGAGAAGUCUGAGGAAUCCCAGGAGCGGCCGGAGAGUCCCAAAGAGUUCCUAGAUUUGGACAACCACAACGCAGCCACGAAGAGGCAAAGCUCGGUGGCAGCAGGAGAGUUUCUCUAUGGAGCUCCCCCACCUCACCUGGGUUCGGGAAUGGGAUUUGGGCCAUCAGCUUUCCCUCCCCAUGGGAUGAUGCUGCAGACUGGCUCUCCCUACACAUCCCGGCAUCCCGCCGGUCAUUUCCAGCCCAGGACGUACGGAUCACCCAUGAAUGCCCACCUGUCUCAUCAUCCAGCCCCUGGCCAAGCUAAUGGCCUCUCUCAGGAGGGACCCCUGUACCGCUGCCGGGAGGAGAACAUAGGUCACUUUCAGGCCUUGCUGAUGGAGCAGAGAGGCAGUGGAGGUGGCAUGGGGGGGCCACCCCAGGACUUGUAUAGACCAUCGGGAAUGCAAAUGCAUCAGGCUCAAGUUCCUUUCCCGAAGAUGCCUACAGCAACCAUGUCUCGAGAAGAUCUGACGCCACAAAAAUCAUCAGCGUUGCCUCUGGAUCAAAGCUAGUCUGAGGAAGGAAGGACCUCACGAAGAUGAAAGCCACACGUAAUUUGGACAAAGGGGAGGAGGGGCAGGCCUUCCUCCCACCCUCCCCUCAUCCAAGCAGCAUGUAGCUUCCCGGGUCCAUGGAUCGCAGCAUCCCGACGGCGUCUGUGCUGGAAUUCCGGAGCUGUGCUGGGCCCCAGCCAACCGGCCGAGCAGCCGGCUUGCCAGCACAGGGCGAGCAUGGCCAAACUAGUGGCUUUCUGAGACUGGAGACUGCGUCUCGUUCAGGGUUUGAGGGAUUUUGGG